This is a messenger RNA of Talaromyces proteolyticus, 2685 nucleotides long. RefSeq lists its product as uncharacterized. The record is from RefSeq and is a predicted model, not a curated record. NCBI's taxonomy places the organism in Eukaryota, Fungi, Ascomycota, Eurotiomycetes, Eurotiales, Trichocomaceae. The coding region runs from base 1 to 2685 and encodes 894 amino acids. The transcript has 3 exons. Gene Ontology annotation, molecular function: double-stranded telomeric DNA binding. Gene Ontology annotation, biological process: telomere maintenance via telomere lengthening.
AUGUCAUCCGUUCUUGAUUCGCGGAGAAAGUCGACUCCGGGACCUGCAGGUAGCACGCGGUCGGUCGCGCACGGCUUGCGGUCACCAAUAACAAAGGUGUCUCCUCGUAAAGCUGCUACUGCAACUCCAAGAACAUCCUCUAGGCUUCACAAAGCUGCAGACACAAACCAGAGUCUACGCGAUUCUGGAGCAAGGCAAGUAACGAGAAGUCAAAGCCGUGCCUUGAAUAGCAACGAAACACCGCGUACCGCCGUUCGCGGGAGCGCUAAGGGCAAAGAGAAGACUGGCCCAGAUUCUAGCCCUGGAAGUGAAAGCUACGGGAUUAACCAGCUCUAUUCAAGCGGGGGUAGCCAAGAACCGCAAGAUGUUAUCCCGAACACAGCUAUUCCAGAGUCUCCCGAUGAUCCCAAUGUCUCAGGGACUACUCUUCACCCGACAGACUCUGAACCAGAGACUGGCGGCGAUGUGGAUGCGCUUCUGAUGGUUCACUCUUUGCCUCACUUGCAACGAGCUUCCACGGCGAUUCUGGAUAUUUUUGCGGCCAGCUCCUCAUCUCCAAGUGGGAUGGCUGAAGUAGUGCGAUCUCUGCAAGAUCCGAAGAGUAGCCAAAGCCGACGGCUGCAGCGCAUGCGCAGUAAUUUUGCAACGCAAAAAGAAAAAUUUGGGGCAGAGACAUAUAUCUCUAUUGAACAAACUGCUCCAAAACUUCCCUCCCUUGAACCCUCAUCUGACCCUUCAACGAAAGCUUGGCAUGCGGAUGGGAUUCUCUACAAGGCGAACUGUGCGCAGCUUGCACUGGAAAUUUUGACCAAAUCUUCCCGCACGGAUAGUGUGGAAGAAAGUAUGUAUGAUUUGGAAGGGAAAUAUCCGAUACCUUUCUUAAAUGAACUGGCUCGUGGCACCCAGUUUGACAGCGCUGGGAAGAGUGGUCUCAGACGACCGACAUUUGACUUGGCGCUUGAGAUGAGAACUCAAUUUUUGAUGACCAGCUUGGUAACGCAACAAGAUCGAGAUAGCUUUAACCCACGCGGUCUGUUGCAACAUGUCUUCUUCAAUGAAACCCUCGACACACAGGCAGCUGACGAAGACCUGCUUCGUGGAUUCAACCUAACUAGCCUCCAAGAUAGGGACGGCAAUUUACCCUAUCAAUAUGAGGAGGACGUUCAAGAUCGUAUUCGAGACAUCCAAGAAUACUUUGCCGACGAUGGAACAGUCGAUUUUGAGAGACUCGAGGCACGUUUUCCUUGGGAAGGAUUUAUUUAUAACACAGCUAAAUGGCUUCGUUCGCGAAAUGAUGAGCUUGAUCGUUUUUUGAAGCAACAGCCUUCGAUUGACGACAUUCGUGGUCAACUUGAAGACGUAGUCAAUCGUCGAGCAACACUAAGUCAAACCACCGCCACUCCCGAGCAGGCCGGAGCAUCGAAAUCCUCGGAGGUUACUUCCAGUGGACGUAAGCUACUCCCGGCUAUAGAAUUCAUACAAAAGCGCGGUGAAGCACCAAAAGAAGUACCUGAAGGACGCAAGCCAAAAAAGUCUUUUAGCAGCCAGAAAGCAAUUCAAGUGGUGAUGCGUAAAGGCAAGGAAUUUUCCGUUGAUAGCUCAAAAGACUUUGCGCCUCGGCUUUCUCAGCUUGCUGCGAAGCCUGCGGGGAAUUCGACUGACCGAAAUACUUUGUCAAGAAGAACGGAAAUGCCCGCGAUUCCAUCAUUCUCCACCGAUCCGGAUCAGACUCUGGUAGAUGACUUGCACGAAGAUCUCUCGCACCUAAGUCCUCAAAGAAACCAACAACAUCGAAACCCUCAACCUGCUCGCCAACCACCGACUUCCGCGCCUCGAUUUCCACAUAUGGUCAUUGAAGAAAACGAAGAUUGGCCUUCAUCACAGACGAUCAUGGCUGAUAUCAAGAGUCAUAAACAGAAAGACAAUUCAAAACAAAGAGGGUUUUUUAUUGACCGCCAGCCAGAUGCUAGGCGUGUGUCACCGGUUGACUCUCAGCAACUCGGCAUCGCGAGUCCGAGUACAGGCCGUAAGCGUAGGCAAACUCGAAGAGAUGACUCAGUGGACGAGUAUGAAGAGAAUGAUAGAGCGGUAAAUAUCCAAGAUAAACGCGCUCAGAAACCAGCACAGACCACCAAAAGGCAGAGAAGAGGACCAGGGCCUGAGUCAAUGGAGUCACCAGCGCUCAACCGCCAAAUCCCUUGGCAAAACACAGAAUCUCCAUCUCAGUCAGAGCAGCCUCGUGUUCAGGCAACAUUUGCAGUAUCAACAGCAGGAACUCAACACUCGCCCUCUGCCUCAAACCCUGCAAAUCCAAGUCAGCCAUCCAGCAGUCAAACUUCCCCCCCCAGAAUUCCAUUUGGCACAAAACCAAUUCAAGUACGACGACGAUGGACAACCGAAGAAGACAAUCGACUAGUUGAACUUGUUGGGAAACAUGGCACGAGCUGGGCUGUAAUCAAGCAUCGGGACGAUGCGUCAACUGAUCCGCAAUUGACCGACCGUAACCAGGUACAAUUGAAGGACCGGGCAAGAAACUUGGUCAUGAUAUGGUAUAGGGGCGGGAGGAGCGAAUUACCCAAAAAUUUCGAAUUUGUCUCGUUGAAGCAGAAGGACAUUGAAGAGUUGGAAGCCAGGGGCAUUCAAAUCCCAGAACGGCCUCUUCCAAGAGGCAUAAUACGGUUCUAA